Messenger RNA from Pelecanus crispus (Dalmatian pelican), 712 nucleotides. NCBI's taxonomy places the organism in Eukaryota, Metazoa, Chordata, Aves, Pelecaniformes, Pelecanidae. The record is from RefSeq and is a predicted model, not a curated record.
GUGACCUGGAAAAUGAGGAAUGGUGUCUGGGUACAGAGCUAACUCCAGCAGCAAUAAAGACUGAGCCAGCGUUGUGUGAGACAUCAGGCCUUGCCCCCUCAGUCAGUCUCACUGUCACGGCCACGUCGCUGGAGGGGGAACAGCCCGAGCUACAGACGGAUGCCCUGAUGAAACCACUGAGCCAGAAAGCUCUUCCAGAGAUUAAAUUGGAGCCCCAUGAAGUGGAUCAGUUCCUGAACCUCUCUUCUAAGGAAGCAGUAGAUCCCCUGCAUUUGCCUCCAACCCCUCCAAGCAGCCAUGGCAGUGACUCUGAAGGAGGGCAGAGCCCAGCUAGAUCGCUCCCUCCUUCGAGCCCGAUCCAACUACAAGCCGCGGCUAAAGUGACAUCGCGCACAGCUUCAGCGCUCUCCAAUUCCCCUCUCCUGACUGCACCACAUAAAUUACAGGGGACCGGCCCACUCAUCCUGACAGAGGAGGAGAAGAGGACGCUGAUAGCAGAGGGGUACCCAAUCCCUACCAAACUGCCCCUGACAAAAGCAGAGGAGAAAGUGCUGAAGAAAAUCCGCAGGAAAAUCAAGAACAAGAUCUCUGCCCAGGAAAGUAGAAGAAAAAAGAAAGAAUACAUGGACAGUCUGGAAAAAAAAGUUGAGACCUGUUCAAAUGAAAAUAGUGAGCUGCGUAAGAAGGUUGAAGUCCUGGAGAAUACUAACAG